AGCCCAAUAGCCAAUGAGGAGCCCGUGAUUACGGAGAAUUGUGUAUCGCGAGACCUCCGCUCUUCCUUCUCCCUUUUCGCUCCAAGUCCAAGAUGGGAGUCGACAUCAGACACAACAAGGACCGUAAGGUGCACAGAAAGGAGCCAAGAAGUCAGGACAUCUACCUGAGGCUCCUGGUCAAGUUGUACAGGUUUCUGGCCCGUCGUUCAAAUGCUCCCUUCAACAAGGUGGUCCUCAGGAGGCUUUUCAUGAGCAAGACCAACAGGCCACCCCUCUCAGUCUCAAGCCUGAUUCGCAAAAUGAGGCUGGCUGGACGCGAGAACAGAACCGCGGUUGUUGUGGGAACAAUUACCGAUGAUGUGAGGAUUCAGGACAUCCCCAAGCUCAAGGUUUGUGCACUGAGGGUUACUGAUGGCGCCCGCCGUCGCAUCCUGAAGGCCGGUGGUGAGAUCAUGACCUUUGACCAGCUGGCUCUCGCUGCCCCCAAGGGACAGGGAACCGUGCUGCUCUCAGGACGCCGCAAGGCCAGGGAGGUGUACAGGCACUUUGGGAAAGCCCCUGGAACUCCUCACAGCCACAGCAAGCCCUACAUCCGAUCCAAGGGCAGGAAGUUCGAAAGGGCGCGUGGCCGUGGAGGAAGCAAAUAAAAGAACUAACCAGUCCAUUUUGUUUUCCAUGCAAUUUGAUUCAAAUAAAGAUUGGAUAUAUAAAAGAAUGGAA
This is a messenger RNA of Gadus morhua (Atlantic cod), 720 nucleotides long. RefSeq names its product ribosomal protein L18 (gene rpl18). The record is from RefSeq and is a predicted model, not a curated record. Gene Ontology annotation, biological process: translation. Gene Ontology annotation, molecular function: structural constituent of ribosome; RNA binding. Gene Ontology annotation, cellular component: ribosome; cytosolic large ribosomal subunit. Lineage: Eukaryota; Metazoa; Chordata; Actinopteri; Gadiformes; Gadidae. The transcript has 7 exons. Bases 93 to 647 code for a protein of 184 amino acids.